This is a messenger RNA of Tachyglossus aculeatus (Australian echidna), 2236 nucleotides long. RefSeq names its product zinc finger SWIM-type containing 2 (gene ZSWIM2). NCBI's taxonomy places the organism in Eukaryota, Metazoa, Chordata, Mammalia, Monotremata, Tachyglossidae. The record is from RefSeq and is a predicted model, not a curated record. Gene Ontology annotation, molecular function: zinc ion binding; ubiquitin protein ligase activity. Bases 1 to 1950 code for a protein of 649 amino acids. The transcript has 9 exons.
AUGGCGACGGGGAUGCUUGGAGGGAGGGAGAUGCGGGGCGGGCGAGGGCGCGGGGCCGGAGGGGACCUCCGAGGGGAGCCCGGAGCGGGCUUGGGCCGGCGGCAGGACCGGGCCCUCGGCGGGGGCAUCUACCUGCUGCGGGAGAUGGGCCCCGCAGCCUUCCUGCUGAGGGAGGAGCAGCCCCAAGCCCAAAACUUCCGAGUAUAUCUUGGAGAUCCGCAUUCUUGUAAUUGUACCACAUUUCUGAAGAGAAACUAUCUCUGUAAGCAUAUCUGUUGGGUUUUGCUGAAAAAAUUCAAGCUUCCAAGAAAUCAUGAAUAUGCUUCGCGUUUAGGUCUUGGGGAACGAGAGAUCGAUGAAAUUCUGAAUGGAUUACAUCAAGGUCAGAGAACUCAACUUGACCAAUCCGCUAAAGUUCCACAAAAAGAAGAAGAUGGCCAGAUUAAACAGAAAACAAUUGAUACGCAGGAUGUCUGCCCUAUCUGUCAAGAAGUAUUAUUGGAAAAAAAGCUUCCAGUCACUUAUUGCAGGGACGGUUGUGGUAACAGUGUUCAUAUCAAAUGUAUGAAGAUCUGGGCUGACCACCAAGGCGAUUUAAAGGCCGACUCUCUGGUGAAGUGUCCUCUGUGCAGGGCAGAGUUCGCACCAUUAAAGCACAUUUUGGAGGAAUUUAGAAACUCCAGCAAACUUGUGACAGCAGCGGAGAAAGAACCCCUGGACAAACACCUGGGAAUCCCCUGUAAUAACUGCAGAAGAUUUCCAAUUGAAGGAAAAUGUUACAGGUGCACUGAAUGUGCCGAUUAUCACUUGUGCCAUGAAUGUUUUAACAGUUGCUGCCAUCCCUUGCAUCUUUUUGUCUUUCGAAAGAAAAGGAAUCAGAAGUGGAGAUCACUUGAGAGAAAUUCCCAAUUGCCUCUUCCAGAUGGAAAUGGCAGAAGAACAGAUCCUGAAAAAUACAAUGAAGAAGAUAUGCUACCCCUUCAAGAAAGGCCCAGUUGCACCCCAAAGCACGUUAUUAAGAUAUUGCCGCUCAUUCCAGUCACGAAGAACAGUAAGCUGCUCUCCCCAGGACUCCAGUGUCGACUCUGCUUGAAGAGUUUUUGCCCUGGUCAAGAUGUCAGAUUCCUGCCGUGCAAUCACAAGUUUCACAGGGAAUGUAUCGACGGCUGGCUACUUUACAGAUGCAAUUCAUGCCCCAUUGAGGGACAAGUUAUAUACAAUCCUUUAACCUGGAAAGAUACAACACUUAACGGGAAGAUAAAUAACGCCGAGUCUCAGGCCAGUAUCACCCACUUAGAAAAGCGCACGGAACCAGAGCUUUUUGUACCUGGAAUUCGAUUAUUCUUCAAGCAACCUAGACGUGAAAAUGCACAAAAAUACCUUCACCAUAAUUCAGACAGACUGCAGGCAGAAACAACAGAUCCCAAUCACGGUUUGCCAUUAGAUAGCAAAUGCUGUUUCAAAUCGGGCGACUGUAACUCUGACUUCCGUAAUGAUAACGGAAGUCAACGUUUCUCCAGUUACCUUCGAGAUGUAUCGUUUGGCAUCUUUGGAAACAGGUCAUCUGAAAGGUUUCUUCCUUCUCUCGCUUAUCAAAAUAUGCUUUUUACUAGCAAGAAAGGCCCAUCUAUCAAUGGGGGCGUCUGCUACGCGGAUCCAAAUAGGAAGGGAACUAAAGUUUUUCCUAGAAACUCUGGUAAGCUGAAGAAGACCGUUGGCGCUGAAAGUAGGAGAGACAACCUACCUUCAGUUGCCACAUGCCCAAGAGACCUAAAUCUGGUGGCUAAUUUAGCUUCAACUUCCCAUCGUCAUCUGAACAGGUCUCCCAAGCCCGCGGGGAAGGUUGGUCUGCAGAAUCAUCUAUCCAAGUGGCACAAAUUGAAUCCUCUGAGCCCUCAAGCCACAGAGAUGUCUUUCGUAAUGAAAGGCUUUCCAUUAACCAGAAGUUAACUUGAAUAAGUAGCAGAAGAGUCAUUUGUAAGAUUGCUGUAUUUGCACAAUUUUAAAUCCAUUUUGUAUCGGCUAAUUACAGGUACUAUUUUUACAAGUCGUUUUUGUGAUCCAUGCUACAGAUAACGAAUAUUAAAUGCAUUAUAACCCAAUUGUCUUUCAAGGGGGAAAGGAUAUACCACCUUUAUUUUAAAGUACCCUUGUCAGAUAGAAUGGCCCUGACACCUAUCAGAAUAAAGUUCUAUUGUCCUGGUAAAUAAAUCUAGUUUACUAUUGUAGUCAUGUG